Messenger RNA from Anopheles arabiensis, 1231 nucleotides. RefSeq names its product serine palmitoyltransferase small subunit A-like. Lineage: Eukaryota; Metazoa; Arthropoda; Insecta; Diptera; Culicidae. Gene Ontology annotation, cellular component: serine palmitoyltransferase complex. Gene Ontology annotation, molecular function: serine C-palmitoyltransferase activity. The transcript has 2 exons. The record is from RefSeq and is a predicted model, not a curated record. Gene Ontology annotation, biological process: ceramide biosynthetic process. The coding region runs from base 608 to 868 and encodes 86 amino acids.
UGUUGUUGCCGAAGGUGUUGUUUUGAUCGGUAUCAGCGCGGAGGAAAGGAAAAUAAAUAAAAUCUUUGCAAUACAUUCCUGUGCUGUAUCGUGCGAAAUUAUUCCACGCUUUUGCAGGCUUUCUUGUGAAUCAAAUCAAACAUUUACUAUUUUUUGUGAUUUUGUGCGUGAGUAAAAAUGUUGUUGGACAAAAAUGUCCCCAAUUGAACAAUUCCCUUUGUUUAGAUAAGAGAGCGUACGCAGUGUGUUCCCCCGACAAGUUUCCCAAUAAAAAUGCUAGCCUCAUUGAAUGCGGGCAAAAGUUAGCGCUGAGUAAGGCUGUUAUCAAUAGCUACGCAAUCUCAAUACAUUGGAUAUCGGAAAGUCACCCCCGAAAACUAAAGACACCUGCGAAAAAGAGGCAACCGACAACAUAUACGGCCAAUUGGUGUACGCUUGGUAUUGAUAAGGGAGUAGUCCCUCGGCUGAUUACGAAAUAAUAUUACUCAGUACAGCCCAGCGGAAAGCCUAAUCGUGGCGAUCGUGAUUCACGGCAGUUUACGUUCAGAUAUUCAACCAAAGUGUUGACGCUGAGUGAAAUCGUGCACGGUGAAGCACUGCAGCAACAAUGUUUCGUAAAAUAUGGAAAUCCAUUUCCUCCGUUUAUCUGCUGUACGAACUCAACACCUGCAUAUACAUGCUGGAUCCUUGGGAAAAGCGCUUUGUCAAUGCGUUCAUAUUUGCCAUUUUAGGGCUGCUGAUCUUCUCGAGCUACACGUUCCUGCCGGGAUACACGCGGAAAUUGGUUAACGCAUUCCUUCCUGCCCAUUCCGCCCUGUCCGAUCUCGACAUGGACCAUCAGCGAUCGAUGGAGUUCAACAUACACUGACGAUAGAGGGGAUGUGAUGCCAUCGGAGGACCCUUUGUGAUACCGCAAAUCAAGGGCCAAUGGAGGGAACAUUGAACGCACCGACGAACCUUGCCAAUGUGCAGAGCACAAACAAUCGGAGCACCGCUAACUAGACAAGCUUAACUCUAAUGUUACAAACAAAUUCGAUACAAUUGUAGUCAGAAGCUGUGUUAAUUUUGGUUUGAAUGCCCUUACUUUCGAUUGCUUUUGAGCGUUAGUUAGUAAUAGUGAUGCAAAAUCUUCUAUCAACGGUCUAGGACGAAUCGCAAGUAAAUUAUGAGUAAGAAAAUAGCUUUAAAAAAACCUACAUUUGAAAAAAAUAAACGAAUUACAAUUAAUCCA